Messenger RNA from Sitodiplosis mosellana (orange wheat blossom midge), 1406 nucleotides. RefSeq lists its product as uncharacterized. The coding region runs from base 271 to 1029 and encodes 252 amino acids. The transcript is spliced from 2 exons. Gene Ontology annotation, cellular component: nucleosome. NCBI's taxonomy places the organism in Eukaryota, Metazoa, Arthropoda, Insecta, Diptera, Cecidomyiidae. Gene Ontology annotation, molecular function: DNA binding; protein heterodimerization activity; structural constituent of chromatin. The record is from RefSeq and is a predicted model, not a curated record.
GAAGAUUGGGAGGGAAAUAUCACUGACAUAACCAUAGAAAAGAAAUUUAAACUGACUUUUCGUUAUAACGCUAUAGCGUCGUCCCCACAGUUUGUUGCAAACAGUUUUUUUAUUGUGAUUCACAAAGAAAAAAAAUUGAAAACAGUACCAAUUUCGAAGGAAAUAAGCGAAUUUGAAAUCGAAUCUUGCAAACGUAGCUAGAAGACGUUUGAGACGGAGAUCUCAUUAAAUUUGGAUUAUUGAUGGAAGAGGAAAAAUAAAAAGAAAAGUAUGUGUGCCAAAGUGAGUAGUAAAAAAAGCGUUAGCACCCCUAAUAGACCAGCAGUAGCCGUAGGUAGCCGAACUCCACACAGAAAUACUCGGCAAACACCAUCGAAAACACAGGCAAAAGGAAAAGCAGCAAGACAACAAAAGAAUCGUUCAACCCGAAACUCUGACAAUGGAUCCGACAACUCCGACAAUGAGUCCAACAACGAGUCCAAUCACGAAUCUGACAACGCUGACAAUCAAUCCGACAACGAUGCGAACCGUGCAAACAGUUCGCAUUCUUCUGACGAUUCCCUAGAUUUUCUUGGAAGACCACCAUCGCAUGAUCCGAGCGAGUCAAAUGUUGAUGAAACCAAUGGAAGCGCCAACGGAAGCGCCAACGGAAGCGCCAAUGAACAAUCGAACAGACCUCCAGUUCAUCGACCGAGCACAAAUCAACGUCGGCCGAGGAAGCAAACCAAACCGAAGCGCAAAGAUCGUGUCACAAAGGAAAUGAUGAGACUACAAGCCAGCACAAAGUUGCUGAUUCCAAGACUACCAUUCCAACGUUUGGUGCGUGAAGUUCUGCAGGAUUACAAAAACGAUUUUCGUAUGCAAUCAAGUACAUUGGAAUGUUUACAGGAAGCGGCCGAAAGUUAUUUGGUGCAACUAUUCGAAGACUGCUAUUUGUGCUGCUUGCAUCGUUCUCGCGUCACAUUGACAGAAAAAGAUGUCCGACUUGUUCAGCUUUUACGCGGCUCGACCGAUGUAGGUCGGCGAUAAGAUUUAUUUCAUCGAUUGUUGCAUUCUAACCAUAAAAUAAUUUCAUUUAUGCUAAAAUAAUUUGUUCGUAAAAAAGUGUAAGAUUUUGUUUUCACACAUUCCUUUGCCAGUAUUUCACGACAUUGGUUUUAUAUCAUUGAAUGCCGUCACUGAACAAGUAUUUUCACAAAACAAACAAAAUUUCUGCAUUUUAUUUAAUGUUAAAAAGAGGAACAACGCGAUUGUUUUUUGUUUAAAAAGUGUGUUUUUUUGUGAAAAAUAAACAAAUUGCAUGUUCAAGUUUGCAUAAGUUACAAUGACAUUUCAGUUUGCAUGUUAUACUCGAAUAAUGAUAAUGAUGAAAACAAUAAAAGAACGAAAACGAACACCAUCACAUA